UGCAUCUCACAACAAAGUCGAGAAUUGUUGAUUGGUUCAGUUGGAACCGUGAAAGUCGAGAAAAGGAGAAAAGUUUCAACAGCUUAACUUCUGCUGCAGUACUACUUUCCUUUUCACACGACACCCACCAUGAGCACAUGCAAUUGAAGCUUAUUUUCAACGCUAACUGAUCUUAUUCGAUCGUUUACCUUCAACAUCAUGAUAUUCGUUGAUGGAGUUCCAUUCUCUACGCAUUCAUCUUCAACAUCUCAUUCUCAGGGAGUGGAGAUUCUAUUUUCUUUGUUGGAAAAUCCCAUUCUUGUAUCCGCCUCAACCUCUUUCAAGGCAAACCCAGAGAAGAAGUUCUCAGUUUCAGAAAGAUCAAAAUGGGUUUAUUUAUUCCAAAGAGAAUAUGUCACUGUUGAUCCGGCAUUUGUCGAUUUUGUUGGCACCGAUGAAGCGACAACGUGUGUAGGAGUUGUUAUUCGGAACUCAAGAAAUGGAAUGACGUCGGUUUCCCAUAUGGAUUCACCAAAGAUUGUAGAAAUGGGCCUCUCUCAAAUGUUAUCGCUACUUGUUGACAACAGUUUGGAGACUGAAUUCGAUGUGCAUCUAAUUGGGGGUUUUGAAGAAGUUUCACCACAACUUAAUGAUGGUAGCAUUGAGUCAGAAAAUGAUGAAGAUUUGGGUGGUUAUUCCAUUCCUUUGUGCUCAAAGAUAGUUGACACUUUAUGCUCAAGAGAAGAGAAGUUUCAUAUCCGAACUACAUGUGUUCUUGGACAUAAUACCAAAAGGGAUUCUGAUGGAAACACUUAUCCUAUUUUCAAUGGAUUUGUGGUGGAGACUGCAACAGGAACUGUCAUCCCAGCAAGUUUUGAUAGAAGUUCUAGAUGCCCGGAUGAAAUUGUCAGAAGAAUUCGAGUUUCUGUUUCUUAUGAAGAUUCUAGUUGGAAUGGGAAGUUGCUAGAGACAUAUGAGACUGCCACUGACAGCUUCAGGAUUUCUCCAUGUUGCUGGACUCGGCGCCAAUAUCAUAUUGCUUUGUCAUUGCAGCAUUAUUCGGAUUCAGAAAUUCUUUCAAUUUGUUCCACCUCACCUACUGCUGAGGGCCCAGAUUUUGUGGAUGAUUUAAGAAGGAAGUGGAACUACAUUAUUGAGCAUCCACACUGGACAGAAACCUUUCCCAAGAGGCAACCUCGCAUUUUUACAAGGAGUGCUGAUGGAAAGUGGAAAAGGUGUUGAUGACAUGUUACUCAGCUAACAUUAUUCAAGGCAUCAUAUUUUGCAGCUACAUCAUUCAAGACAUGAAGUUCAGUCUCAGAAGGAACAUUUGCUCACAUACUAUAUCUGGUAGCAUGCAGAGAGGGAACUUUAGGUCAACAGGAAACUGCAGAGAGGGAACUCAUACAAAGUUUGUCUAAACAUUUGAAAUUAUAAUUUGAUGAUCCUAGUAAUUAGGAGUGUGAAAGAAACUAUGUCAAUAGUAAACUAUAAGACUGCAUCGACAGGCCUAAUCCUCUGUAAUUCUUUACAAUAUUUAAAGAUCGUAUCGAGCGAGUAAUGAAAAACUGGUUCCACCUUUCAGUCAA
Messenger RNA from Medicago truncatula (barrel medic), 1568 nucleotides. RefSeq names its product protein N-terminal asparagine amidohydrolase. The record is from RefSeq and is a predicted model, not a curated record. Gene Ontology annotation, biological process: ubiquitin-dependent protein catabolic process. NCBI's taxonomy places the organism in Eukaryota, Viridiplantae, Streptophyta, Magnoliopsida, Fabales, Fabaceae. Gene Ontology annotation, cellular component: nucleus. The transcript has 9 exons. Bases 199 to 1221 code for a protein of 340 amino acids. Gene Ontology annotation, molecular function: protein-N-terminal asparagine amidohydrolase activity.